AUGACCCGAAUCCAAAAGCCCGAGUUCCGUCACGAUUCAAGAGUAUCUCAAGAUCAACAGGGAAACGAGGCCCCAAAUUGGUUGGCUCAACGCCUGGACCAUUCGACCCCGUGGGGAAGCCGCAAGAAAAGCGGGUCUGGUAGCACCGCCAACCCCGCACGGCGCCAGUCUAGACUUUCGCGUAUCCUGAUGACGUUCUGCUUCUCUAUCGCACGUUCAACUCGUCGCCCACAAAUUCAUCGCCGCAGCCACCGAGUAAUGCUUGCGGGAUCUGCGGGAUCGCCGUGCGGCGGAUCUCAAGUAGUGUUGGAGGCGUGGACACGAGAUCUGAUACCUCUACAGGCGAAGCAUCGCUUGGAAAAGCUUGGAUACGCUUGCUGUCAUCCCGCUUCCAUGGGCCGCUUAUUGGCUGAGGACCAUAGUACCGAUCCCUGCAUUGCCCUACCACUACCGACGACGUCCCCAGAGCUUGCAACCGUGUUGAUGUUCACGCGCGCUAAACGAGUGGAGGCAAGGGCGGGAUAG
This is a messenger RNA of Aplosporella prunicola CBS 121167, 525 nucleotides long. RefSeq lists its product as uncharacterized. The record is from RefSeq and is a predicted model, not a curated record. NCBI's taxonomy places the organism in Eukaryota, Fungi, Ascomycota, Dothideomycetes, Botryosphaeriales, Aplosporellaceae. The transcript has a single exon. Bases 1 to 525 code for a protein of 174 amino acids.